Messenger RNA from Mytilus trossulus (common blue mussel), 8233 nucleotides. Its product is annotated as ecdysone receptor-like. Gene Ontology annotation, biological process: cell differentiation; negative regulation of transcription by RNA polymerase II; ecdysone receptor signaling pathway. The record is from RefSeq and is a predicted model, not a curated record. The transcript has 14 exons. Bases 794 to 2215 code for a protein of 473 amino acids. Lineage: Eukaryota; Metazoa; Mollusca; Bivalvia; Mytilida; Mytilidae. Gene Ontology annotation, cellular component: nucleus. Gene Ontology annotation, molecular function: zinc ion binding; ecdysone binding; RNA polymerase II cis-regulatory region sequence-specific DNA binding.
GUACAAUUACAUGUUAACCUACCUGAAUUCCGUGAUAUUAACUGGUUGACUCCUAACUGUGAUUUCCUGAAAUCAUAUUUAAUAUACUAUUGGAUUCAAAAGAUCUGAGGAGUAGGUGACUUAGUUACAUAACAAACCACAAGUAAACAGUUGGAUGUUUAUUUCAUCAGACAAAGACAGAUGAUCUUGCCUAAGACCAUUAGGAGGUUUUGAUAUUGCACUGCAUCUGCUGUUACAGUGUCUAACACAUCUCCUAAACCACCAAUCAAAUUGAAAUGAUAAGAUCCCUAACCAUGGUGAUCACAAUAACAUGAUAACAGACAUGAUACACAGACAUUCAUUAAUAAUAUCAGAUAUUUUACAUGAAACAAGUGACAAUUUUAUAUCCUGGUUUGAAGAAAAUUUCAUUCUAAUAAGUUGUGUAAAUGUGACUGUAGCGGAAAUAUUGAUCCUUUCUAAAUCAUUGGAUUAAUGUAUUCUUUCCUUGGAGCAAAAAAAUAGGACAGCUUAGCACGGAAUCAGUCUAACAGCUGAUUUAAUAUAAGCAUACUGCUGUGAAAUAUAAAAGCUUCAGUCAUCAGAACAAGAGUAAACUGCCAGUGUCUAUAUGAACUUGGAACAAUUGAUACAAUUACAGAUUAUGCUGAGUAUAAAUGAAAGAAUAAGAGAGAGGGUGAAGAUUUCGGGUUGACGGAUAAACACCUUACACUGGCACAAUAUAAUUUCCAAGAUAUUUGUGUUCCAGCAUGACGACAGGGGCUGUAACUCCUGCUGACUCUGUCACAUCAAAGCAAUGCAUGGCCAACAUUAUGAAUCCUUUCUAGGAUCUGGUCACUAUUCCUCGGUCAUGGGUAAAUUAUUACAUGAUGACAUCGCUGACCAGAGGAACACUCAAGCCUCCAUAGAUGGACGGGUCCUCAGUCCAAUGGGACCUCUUAUAAUGGACAACAAUGAUUAUGGACAGUAUGGUCCAACGUCAGAUAGGGUUGUAUCAUCAAGUACAUAUAUUGACCCCAAAAAGAAACUCAAAGGAAAUGGUGUUCCAGGGAAAAGUAUAGAGGAAGAGCUUUGUCGUAUUUGUGGGGACCGGGCAUCAGGGUAUCAUUACAAUGCACUUAGCUGUGAGGGCUGUAAAGGUUUUUUUCGAAGAAGUAUUACAAGGGGAGCUAACUAUACAUGUAAAUAUGGAGGAAACUGUGAAAUGGACAUGUGGAUGAGAAGAAAAUGUCAAGCUUGUCGACUGAAAAGAUGUCGAGAAGUGGGAAUGAAACAGGAAUGUUUAUUAUCCGAUGAACAAUGUAAAGCUAGAGAUGCUCGGCGGAAAGCAAAACAGAAAAAAAUGGAGAAACCAGCUCCUCCAGUUGUUGUUCAGAAUAUCAACAAUGAUUCCCUUGACAGUCGACCAAGCUGUGAAUUCGAAAGACAGGAUGUUAAAUUUUCUGCGUCUUUUUCCCCAUAUGAUGUCAUAUGUGAUCGUCCAAUAGAACUUAUUUCAGAAAAUACACAUGCUCUUAUAAACAGAAUAGUUAGAUUGCAGGACAAAUAUGAAUUCCCUGACGAAGAAAAAGUCAAUGAUGCAAUAGAUAUUAAGCCUACAAACAAUGUGGAGUCAGGAGAACAUGUCCUAGGCAGUCUGGCCAGAAUGACCGUUUUAAUUACUCAUUUAAUUGUAGAAUUUGCUAAAAGUUUACCAGGAUUUGACCGUUUAUCAAAAGAUGAUCAAAUUAUAUUGCUCAAGUGUGCCUCUAGUGAAGUUAUGGCUAUCCGAGCCAGUAGAUGUUAUGAACCUACUAGCAAAGCAAUUGUGUUAGCCAAUGGAACUCCACUAACAAUGGAAAAUAUGAUUGCUGCUGGUCAGCCACAAGAAUAUACAGAAUUAGUGUUUAAAUUAUGUGAAGAUUUAGCCAAGCUGGGUUCUGACAAUGCAGAAUAUGCAUUGUUUACUGCCAUUGCAAUAUUUUCAUCUGACAGAGGUGGACUUCAAAACAGAGAUCUCAUUGAAGAGAUUCAAAAAAUGUACGUUGACGCAUUAAAUGAAUAUGAAAGUAAAAAACGAUGUCGUGGUGGAAGUGCCUUAGCAAAGUAUCUUCUUUUACUGAUGGACCUGCGGAAUAUAAGUGUUGAGCACUCUAAAAUGUUAACAGUUUUACCUAUCCCAGAGUCUAACAUGCCCAAUGUAGUUAAAGAUAUAUAUAUACAAGACGAUGAUGUAUAAUGUUUAAUUAUUGUUAUUAUUUAUGUGGCAGCUGUGGAGACUUAAGACAUGAUUACAGGUUAUUUAGUUAAUUACAUGUUAUUAAAUGUAGUCGAUUACUGGUCAUCUAGUUAAUUACAAGUUAUAACAUGUAGUCGAUUACAGGUUUUCUAGUUAAUUACAUGGUAUAAAUGUAGUCGAUUGCAGAUUAUUUAGUAAUUUACAUGUUAUAAUGUAGUCAAUUUUAGGUUAUCUUGUUAAUUAUAGGUUAUAAAUGUAGUCAAUUACAGAUUAUUUAGUUAAUUACAUGUUAUAAAUGUAGUCGAUUACAGGUUAUCUAGUUAAUUACGAGUUAUAAAUGUAGUCGAUUACAGAUUAUCAAGUAAAUUACAUGUUAUAAAUGUAGUUGAUUACUGAUUAUCUAGUUAAUUACAUGUUAUAAAAUGUAAUCAAUUACAGGUUAUCUAGUUAAUUACAUGUUAUAAAAUGUAGUUGAUUACAAAUUACCUAGUUAAUUACAUGUAGUCGAACUAUUAACACUUUUAGUUCACGAUAUGUCCAAGAAAAAUCUUUGCUGAAAAAUUUGAAUACAACACACACUAAAAGUCUAUGCAAUUUAAGAAAAUUUCCUCUGUUUGAAUUAUUAUUAUAAAUCAUGAAUUGAACUAGUAUCCUGUAAUCAUGGCCAGAGUCUCUCAGUAACCUUUGUUUGUUAUUUGCUCAGAGUAUGAUCUUGAAGUAUGUGUGUUGAUGUUCUAAGGGGAGAUAAAUCUAGUAAAGAAAUUGUAACUAUUUAAGCUGUACAACAAUGUAUUAUGUGCUGAGUCUAACUCAGAAUAUUUACUUUUAUUAUGUUUAACAUUAGUGCUAAUUUUAGACAUAUUUCUGUAUGAAUAUGGUCUACAAAGUUUUUAUCUACAUCAGACAUAAUUAUUCAGGGAUUUUAUCAGCAUACAAAGUAAAUUAUGAUUGAAUGUUUUUUGUAGGAUUAGUAUUUAUCAUUUGUAUUUAUUAUUUCAUCUUUCGUAUUGUAUGCCAUAUUUUUAUUGUUUUCUUUAAAUUCAACCUUUUUUCCAAUUCUUUAAAGAUUUGAGUAAAAAUUCAACUCUUCGAAUUAAUAUUCAGUUUGGUAUCCUAUUACAAUAACAAUUCUACAGUAAUCUGGUAUGUUAAUUUAUAUCUCAGACUUAAAUAUUUGUAAUUUUUUCUCACAGAAAUAUAGUAGCUUUUAUUUUUUAAUUACCAUAUUUAUGGAGAUAAUAUAGAAUUCCUAGGGGCGGAUCCAACCAUUUAAAAAAAAAAAGGGGGUUCCAACUAUAUGUGCCCAUUCAAAUACAUUGAUCGGACAAAAUAAAGGGGGGUUUGAACCCCGCCUGGAUCCGCCAAUGAUUCCAUUUAAAUAAUGGAUAAAACAUCAAGUUUAUAAUGAAAAAAAGUUUGAUAUCCUACGCAAUGGAUUCUUGUUGUUUGUAGAAGUUCAGGGGAAACUUUGUAAACAAAAGUCAAUUGUCUGAACAAUUUUACAAUCUUAUCUUUUUCAUAUACAUUAAAAGAAAGUGAAAAGUAAAGAAGGAUUCUUAAUUUAUCCUUUACAAAUCCGAAACAACUAAAUUGAGUCAUUUGUAACAUUUGACAGUAUUUACAUAUUUGAAAAAGAUGUAUUUAUCAAAAUAGUAAAUACAUCAGCUCAUGCAGUAGAGUUGUGAAGUUAUUUAGUUAUGUAGUUGAAUCGAAGGACAUACUUUCUGUUUCAAUGGGUAAACAUUUUUAUGCAAAAAUUUAUGUUGAGAGAAAUGAAUACAGCUGUGGAGAUAAUUAUAAUCUUUAUCAAAAGCAAUAAGUUCAGGAUAUUUUUUUCCAGUCCUCUCAUAUUGCAAAUAUGUUUAAGCAAAAUUGAAGAUGCAAGUUAAUAUGGUUUAUAGUGUGUAUUUUCUUAAAUUUUAUGCAAUUGUUCAUCAGAAAAAUCCCUGCAUCUGUUAUCAUUAUAAACAUCCAAAGACUUUAGAAAAAAAAUUACAUGCCCCAGAAUAUUAACUACAAAGAGGGAAAAGGAAUGGCCUGAAUUAUGCUAAAAUAAAAGAAUAACAAAUAUGGCAGGUUGCUACCAACAACAACAGCUUAUUUUAGAUGUUGUGUGUUAUGAUGUGACCUUCUAUUCCUAUCAGUUGUUCUAAAUAUGUACUGAAAAACAUAUACAACAGCUGUCUAAGAAAAACACUACAUGUAUUUUCUCCAAAACACAAAACAAAAAACUUACUAUUCCAAAAUAAUAUUGAUAAUGACAUACUUAUUUUUUUUAUAGGUGAAUAAUAAUACUUUUUAAAAUCUGAUUUCUUUUUAAACUAUAUAAAUUCCUUUAAAUAUAGUCAUAAUUAACUUCUUAUGACUUUCAAGGAUGUAUUAAACUGUUUUUAAUCUAAUUAAUUAUACUAUGGGCUAAAACUGUCAACUAGGGGACACAAAUAAUCCGCAGAAACAUUUGAAAUAUAGGAUAUAGUUUUUAAAAUUCCACUUAAACAAAUAGUAAUUAAGAACACUAGACGAUUUAACAUUUCCUGAUUUACAAGAUGUCCCUUUGAGUUCAACAGUUUUCAAAUUUAAAAAAAAAGGUAUUUUAAGUAGAAGGGAUUAUUAAAGACCUUUGUUCAUGGCCAUAUGUGACAAAGGUUUUACAGUAAAUAUAUCUGUGACAAAGAUUAAAAAGGUUUUACAGUAAAUAUUUACAGGUAUGAAUACACAAGGGUUUGGAUGGGUGAACAAAAUAGAGAAUAAUGAGCAGAUAAUGCAUAAUAAGGGGCUAAAAAAUUAAGAUUAUAUUAAAAUAGAACCAAAAAUAAUAUAGAAUAUUAAAAGGGUGGUAGAAUAUUAAAAAUAGAGAAUAACUGACAAAAAGAUAAAACUAGAGAAAGAAUAUAGAAGAAUGUACUGUGGAUUCAUUUAUUUUUGUGGAUUGAGGAAAACUUGCAUUUUCAUGGAUAUUUGAUUUCAGUGUUUUCACAAAGUCUACUUACAAGCCUAUUUGAAAUUUGUCAUUUGUUAAACAUUUUAAUGUAUGGUUCACCUUUAUCAUGGAAACCCAUGUAAAGUAGUAACUAACAAAUAUUAAUGAAUCCACUGUACUAAAAAAGACCCCCAUCUAGACCUUCAUACACAAAUUGAACGCUAUUUUAGAAUGAACAACACCUCAAACUAUCACUUAUCAGGAGGGAGAUGUCAUGGAACUUGGGUUGAACAUAAAUAAGCAAUAUUGCCAUUAUUCCGUUUGACCAGGUUUCUCUUCUUUUUAUCUUUUGACAAUUAUGAUCAAUACUCGUCAGCUUAAAAAAUACAUUGCUACUUUUUUCUAGUAUGAGAAGAGAUUGUUGCCUUGUUUUUGAAGUCUUGUAUUCUGUCUUAAAAGUUGAAUAUGUUUUAACUAUUUAAAAAAAAAAUUAUUAUCAGGUACUUUUUAAUUUAAGGAUACUUUUGAUAAACAUAACAAAUAUUAAUUUUACAUUUUCAAAUCAGUUUUUAUUUGGAACUGUAUAUUUUAUGGCAAUAUUAUACAAUAUUGUGAUAAAAAUGAGGAAAGGGGAAUAACUCUUGCUGAUUUAUGGUUGCUAGUGCUAUGACUAAUGAAGUGCUGAUUUGUGGUUGAUAGUGCUAUGACUAAUGAAGUGCUAUAUAGAGUGCUUUGUUGAGUGAAGUGCUAAAUUAGUGCUAUAUGGAUUAUUUGGUGCAUAAAUGUUUUAUGUGAAUAUUGUUGAAUGAAUUUUUAAUGUGUUAGUUUUUAUAUUGUUAGAGAUACAUAUGUUUGUUGCUCUGAGGAUCAGGGAUAAUAGAAUUAUGCCUUUUGUAAAUAGAAAUAUUUGUUUAUAGAGUUUUAAAUAUCAAUUUGUGACAUAUAUAUAUUUGCUCAUUUCAUUUUAUUUUCUCAUUAGAUAACAAUAAAAAUCAUGUAUGUAAUAUAAUUAAAUUUUGCAAUGAAAGCAUUUGAGAUAAUGGAAGAAUUGAGUUUUUGUAAGAAAUAAUGAUAAUUGUUGAAAUAGUAAGGCAGCAUGUACCUGUAAGGUUUUAAGCCAUUGGCAAUUGGUUGAUAACAUUAAAAAGUGUUUUCUGAUAUAAUAGUUUGUAUACAAAUGUGGAUAAACUGUACUUUUCAUGUUGUGAACUUGAACUAAUCCCUGUAAAUCACACAACCCACAUUAAACAUACUGUAAAAUAAGCCUCAACCACUUUUAAAUUUAUACUGGAUGUGCUCCUUGUUAUUAGGAGGAAGUUACAGAAAAGCAGUAGAAGACUGAUAUUUCAGUGUUUGUUUCACAAUAAGUAAAUGUUCCGAAUACACCAAAUUUGUUUAAGUAGUGAAAAAAAAAGAAAAAAAGCAUGCUGUUUUUGAUUUGGGUAUGAUGAAUUUAGGUGUUGAUAUUUGUGGCAAUUAAUUAAAAGAAUCAAAUUUGCAUAGCCCAGUUUCAGUAGGAUCUAUUAUUCUUGAACUUUGCUUUUGUUCUAAUUCUCCUGAUUGAACAAUUUUCAGUAACAAAUAUAUUUUUUGUGUGAAUUACCAAUUAGGUCCUUAAAAGGUGUUUCUGUAUUAUAGAUACAAUGAAUAAGUGCUAAUUCAUGAAAAAGAAACCAUGAGGACUAGAACUAGCUCGAAUGUCAGAACAUGACUAAAUAAAUCUAUUCCACAAUUGUUUAGUCCUUUUGGUUAUAAACUGGCUUCAAAAUGUUAGGCUUUUAACCUCCCUGAUGAAGGUAAAUCCAGGAUAGCACUUCAAAAGCUUGAAUUGUUUAAGUGUUGUUGUAAUUUUUUUGUUAGAAUUAAUGCUUGACAGCUAUAAAACCACAAAUAUUUUGCUUGCUUAAAUUUUGUGAAGAAAUACUGAAGCAAAAAGUUAGUCUUUAUAAUGGCUUGUAAUUUAUCUUUUGGGUGUGAGACUAGUAUUCUCAAUUAGAUUUGACUGAAAACUACCUUAGUUCUAUAAGAAAGAUUUGUAUUGGUUAAUUGAAAAUAUUCCACCAAACUUGCCUCACAUAAGAUAUCAUAUCAUCAAGUGUUAAAAAAAGAUAUUUUAGUGCAUUUAAUGUAUUUUAAGUUAAAGUUUUGUUGAUUUUUUUAAAUUUCAGCUUCAUCUGUACAAACAGUUCACCAAUAAAUUGCUGAGAAUGAAGUCUGUAGGAAUAGAUGAGCAAUUAUGUUAUUCAUGACUAAACAUUUGAAUUGGCAGACUCACAGUCCAACAUUUUAUAAAAUUUAGAUAUCCAUACACUGUUUUCAUAAAGAAAAAAUAUCAAUACCCAAAACAUGACCAACAAGACAUGGGAACCAAAAAUAUAUAUUCUGUAAACUAGUGGACAGCGAAUUAACUUUUAUAUGGCAUGAUAAUUCUACCUCUCUUUGAUAUCAGCUGACAAAGAAUCCAUAUUGUAUCAAUAUUGUUAACUAUCAUUUGUUAGUAUUGUCAACAACAGAAUAUAGAUUUGUAUGAAAAUUAUGAGAAUUUUUACUGUUUGUGUGUGUAUUUUAUGUAUGUGUGUUGAUUGAUAGUCAAGGAGAAAACUCAUUAUAGUAUUGCAUCAAUUUGCUCUUUCAGAAUCUAAUGCAUCCUGGGUAAGCUUUCACCAAAACACUAUGAUUGGCUAACAAAGCCUUUAGCAAUUACAAUUCAACCAAUAAUAUGACUUUGUUUUCAUUUUGGGGUUAGAAUAACGAUAUUACCCAUAAGUCUUUAGAUUCAUAAAUACCGAAAUUAAACUUUUACAGGAUUUCCAUGUUGGCUGGAAUGAUUCGUUUACUUUCAAUGCAGUAUCUGUAUUGUAAUUAUGUGUUUCAAAAAGUUCAUGGAGAUAUCACCAUUCAAAAUUAUAUUUAUAUAGUUGUUUCAUUAUCAUUGAUGAAAAGAAAAGACAUUGUAAAAUUCUCCCACAGGAUUGAGAAGUUAUCUAGAUUCUCAUAGGCUGUUAUGGUUGGUAAAGUGUUUGUGAGACUACUGUCUUAAAAAUAUGUAAUAUUGAGAAAGAUUUUAUUGUAUAUAAAUAAAAUAUAUCACUAUUGUU